Molecule: messenger RNA, 2061 nt
Organism: Spirometra erinaceieuropaei
Lineage: Eukaryota; Metazoa; Platyhelminthes; Cestoda; Diphyllobothriidea; Diphyllobothriidae
Source: the annotation of a GenBank genome assembly
AUGUUUUCCAUAAUCGUUACUGCAUGUAUUCUAAAUCCAGGUUAGUGAUUCCUCCUAUCUUUAUUAUUGCGACCUGCAUCCAAAAUUCUAGACAGCAUCGAGUGUCCAGCAAUCAUAGAUGAGCUGUCUCCGCUCAACGCCCAACAUCUUCUGUCAAAAUCCGUCGGAGAAGUCCGCAGAUUCUUCUGGAUACGGAAGACCCCCUGCAAUUCUACAAUAAGGGCCAUUGACUUCGGAGAGGAUGGUGUUUGCACUAAUUACGAUGAUGCCAACGCCAUACCUGGGUUAAUAAAUUGCGAGCUGAAUGUGACUUUCAUCGUCGGUUCGUUUUCAUGCGAGGUAAGUUUUGUCAGUUUGAAAGAAAACGCGUGAAAUAAAUGCCUGUAGAUACACACAUACACACAGAGUCGUAAAGCAUCUGCGGGACUAGUUAUUUCGAAAUCUGGCAAAAUGUUCUGGUAAUCCAGAUGAAAUAACUUGGUUGGAAUUUUUGUGGAAGGAGUUGAAAAAAUAUCGCAAGUAUCUCGGAGAAUAUAUUUUUAAAUUUUCUACUUUACUGUUUAUAUAGCUGUUUAUAAUUUGCAGAUACAGAACUAUAAAGAAAUUCAUCUAAGGAUUUGAUCCGGCCGCGCCUCGGCCUCAUGUUCAGCGACCACUUAGUAGCCUUUGUGCAUUUGUGAUGCUAAAUGCUCAUUCAAAUUACAGUCAGAUAUUAAAAACAGUUGUAUAUACGACGUGCAAAGCGAUCAACCGAGGGAAAAUCCUAUGACGUCCCUGUAAUUUAUUAUUAUCAAUCCGUGUGUCUAUUAUUUGGAUGGUAUGAUUCAGCAUUGUAAAAAUGGAAGUUAUUCACUUCCUCUGUUCAAUAGGAGGGCAUUUUCGCCGCUAUAAACGGUGGCUCCGUUGGAUACAACAUGCAAGCCAUUACAACACUUCGACGUCACGCCAACGACACUUUGUCCCUCCAACGGGUGAAAAUCGGCCGAAAGAAACAAAUUCAGACGGAGACACAUGUUCCACCCGCAAAAGCUGCGGAUGUCUUUGAAGUGGACAGGGCGCUUACGUAUAUGCUUUCAUUGCGUGAUUUUCGGUACUGUAUGCUUAUGAGAUGUAAGCCCUUGCAUAAAUCGUACGUAUACAUGGUCUUAGCUAAUGACGCCGUGGGAGAUAAGUAGAAAUUAAAGCUUUGAUUGUGAUUCAGUUAGAUUUCGUUUGGACUUAAGCAAAAAUAUAAAUUACCGUGGAACCAGCUUAAGGCCUUAAUUUUUAAUGUUCAUUCCCGUCAAAGGUAGCCCAAAUAGGAACUACUGCUAGUAUUUUCAUAAAAUGACCUGCCGUUUAUUGACAAAAUCACUAGUAUAGGUACUCCAUUCCGGGCGUGAAUAUUUACACCGUUUACUUUUUUACAAUACACAAAUGACGACAGUAUGAAUAAUCUUACAGGUCACAUAAAUAUCUCUCACUGAGUUUUAUGGGUCUGUCACAUAUUUCGCAUAUUUUAAAUAAUUUAAUUUGCGCGACUGGGAUAAAAUCGGCGACCUCGUUGGAAUUUGAAUCCAGCUCCACCUGAUGAAAUCAAUGCUGUUGGGGUUGAGACUAAUGAUUAGGGUUAGGGGUAGAUGUUAGGCUUACGUUUUAGGGCAACUAUUUCUCAAGCAAUCAAACUACAACCGUGCAUCCCCAAUAGCUUUUCUUUUGCAUACAAGUACGUGACCUCGUCGCCUGUGCGUUCCCCGCCCCACCUCUAAAAAGCCCCUUUACCACCGGUACCGUAUUAAAGGCGGCCGGGGUUUGUUUACUUCAGGUGAGGCUACAUAACCACAUCUGACCUUUAUUUGUACGAAAAUAUCAGCACAAAAAAUGUAUUCUAAAACUUUAUUCUGACAGCAGGACAAGGAAACAGGACAGGAGUGUAGACAUCUCCACAGCCAUCGUCGCAAAAUAGUUUUUAAAGUACCCAAAUCAUUCUUCAUGAUGUCUACGUAUUUUAAUCUUACUUUGCUUCUUGUGAUUUCAGUUGAAAACAUUGUGGAAUUUGUCGACUCAGAAUUUCGAUUGUGA